Messenger RNA from Parascedosporium putredinis, 6480 nucleotides. The record is from the annotation of a GenBank genome assembly. Lineage: Eukaryota; Fungi; Ascomycota; Sordariomycetes; Microascales; Microascaceae.
AUGAUAGCCGCGGCCGGCGCAGCCAUGUUGUCAGAUAGGCCGGACUUCCAUGGCAUGUUGCGGAUUGACGACGACGUUCCUCUGUCGAGACCCGGAACCUCUCUCUCAAAUGCCCCCACCCUAACCUCCAUUUCUCAUGCCUCAGAGAAACCUACUUCGAUCCCCGAGAGCACGAGCUAUUCCGCAACAACUGAAGAAAAGCUCAAUGACUGUAUCACUGUGCCAUUCGAUCCCGAGCCCCAUAUCGAGCACAUAUGCGGGCCCGGGGCUGACCCAGGCUUCGAUCAGUCCAUCAUCGCCCUUGGCCAUAUUGCUAGUCAGAAGCCAAAGCCCUUGAUUGAUUUGAUGAUGCUUUGGAGGAAGAGCAAGAGCGAUCUCGCGAAUGAAGCCAGAUCGCAUGUUCAACAGUCCAAAACUAAUCUGCCACCCAGCCCGCUACAACGGCGCAACACUGAGCCCGUCCAACCUCACCAGCCCUCUUCUUCAAUAGAUGCGGGCCACUUACCUUUUCUUAACUCUCCCACCUCGCGCCAGGAAUAUGUUGCACAGGCUGAGCGUCGCUCUACAGUCUCAAUCUAUAUUCUUUGCAGAGUGUUGAUUGAAAUCAUCAGCCAGAGUAAUCUCGCCUGCAUAACCCCGGAGAUGGAGGAGAAGCUCGAAGGCAUUAUUUUCGGCCAGCUCAAGAUAGCAGAUACAGAACAACUGAUGAUGUCGCCGCUCAAGCUCGCAAACUGGAAUCUUUUUGCCCAACUUCUCGGCACCAUGAGCGAGAUCAGUUUUCCCACCGUCACGAAGCGAUUCCUCUCCGAUAUUGAGCACUCAUUACAGGAACUUGCUAUCAAGGGUCCAUCCUCGGCUGCGGGCCGUGACACAGAGGGGAAGAUGGAGCUUGUUCUCGGUGGUAUGAAACAAUUGCGGAUCAAGGUCGCACCGACUGAAGCGUGGGAGCAAUCAUGCGAUUUUCUUAUUGCGCUUGGGCGGUUAUUCAACAAGUCCCAUGGCCAGCGGGCCAAAACCGCAUUCUGCCAGGUUCUCGAUAUGCUUUUAAUAGCAGUGGCGGCCAAAGCAUCUUCUGGUGACUUUUCCCACCCCAAGUGGGCCGAAGUUAGGAGCUCUAUCGGACCGCGCCUCGCGCAGAUGUUUGUAAAGCCACGCCACUGGGGGUUCGCCUUCCCACUUACUGCCACCCUCCUAUGCGUCUCAACUCCUGACACGUUCAACUCACAAUGGCUUCAGCUGGUUCUUCCUCUUCAGCCCAAACUAAAGGACCGAUACACCAGGUCUCUCAGUCUACAGGUUGUCUCGAGAUUACUCUGGACAUUCCUCUACAGGGCUGGCGAUUCGAGCCCAAGCACGGUGAGGAAGCUAGACGAGGUUAUAAAACUAGUCCUUCCCCAGACCAAACGCUCUCUUAUUGCCUCCGAGAUUAGCGUCGCGGAGCCCUUGAUACAAGUCAUUCGGAUCAUCGGUUACAAGCAUCCCGAAUAUUGCUUCAAGAGCAUAAUCUUUCCUCUGAUUAAUGCCGAACUGUUCAAAUCUAACAAAGAACUCCGAGUUGAACAACUUGACCCGGAUAGAAUCGUGAUCGGUAUACGGGCGUUCUUGGCCAUCAUCUCCGAUCUUGAAAAGGAGGACGGGGUGUCUCGACCUGUCCUGAUCAACGCUUUGAGUGACACUGUCAAGGAGUAUUACCUCAAAUUCUGCGAAAUCCUCGGCACCAUCACCAUAAUCUGUGACAACACCUUUGGUGGGCAGGCUGCCCUAGACGAGAAGUUCAGCAGCCCCGGCCCCAAGACACCCAUCGCGGAUACCUUCAACUUUUCACGUCGCGACGACCAUCAAGCCCCGUCUGACCAGAAGCAAGCAUUUUACGAGCUCCUCCACGUCGCCGUCCAGGCGCUACCCAGAUGUCUUUCUGUAGACAUACCCUUCAACUCCAUCAUUAACCUCCUUUGCACUGGCACAGCGCACGUGCAGUCUAAUAUUGCGGAGUCUUCUGCACAAUCCCUAAAAGCUAUCGCGCGGCAAUCCCACUCUCAACAGGUAACCAUGGGGUUUUCACGGUUCAUCUUCAACUUCGAUGACAGGUACUCGACCAUGUCCGAUGGCGGCAUGCUAGGCCCGGGCCACAUAGAUGUCUGGGCCGAGGUGGACUAUGUUGAAGCUCACGGGCUAUUUUUCCUUUGCUCCCAGUCCCGCAGGGUGAGGCAUUUCGCUGUAACCGUCUUGCGCCUGAUCACUGAGUUUGAUACGGCGCUGGGUAAAACUCAAGGUCAAGCAAAGGACACACUGCGCCUCAUUGACAUUCUUGAGAAUGACGCGGAUCAGGUCAUCAGCCUUAAACAUGAGCAGCUUUCGGUUGCGGAGAGGAGUCGUCUUCAGCGCGGCCUGCUGAAUAACACUAGCGGCCAUAAUAAGGGUGCUCUAGUUGAACUUUGCACCAGCGACGUCUCAUAUGACUCUACUCUCUGGUUCAAGAUCCUCCCCAACCUGAUGCGAGUGGCUUUUGACAAAUGCCCCUUCACGCCGGAGGUCGUGAUCGAGCAAUGGAAAUUAUACCUCAUCUUUGCCUGCACCACGCUCGCAGAUCCCGGAAGUGCGCCACUAACAACACCCACGACUCACCAGCAUGGCCGAAAGGGAUCUUCCAAGUCUAAUUUGGCGGAUAAAAUUGUCUCGGCGAGGACUCUUUUCAAGUAUCUCAUCCCAAUGUUAUCAGCUACCUCGGCUUCCGUCAGGGAGGCGGUUGUUGUCGCGAUGGGGUCUAUCAACAUCCACAUCUACCGCACCCUGCUGGAGGAGCUCCAAACGCAAGUUUCCCAAUGCAACAACGAAGCCCGGGCCCGCAUCCACCAGCGUUCAAACAGCAAUCCGCGAAGGAAUCGGAAAAUGGAUUUGCUUCGAACGGAAAUCACGCAUGUCUACAAGCUCACCUCGCACUUUUUGAAGGAACCCGAGAUUUAUCAGGAUGAGUGGAUUCUGAGCAACCUAGUCAACUACACCAAAGACCUGAAACUGUUCCUCAUGGACGGAGAGGUUCAGACGGACUGGGAAUUCCAGAAACUGCGACGUCACUAUUGCGGCUUGACGGAAGAGCUCUUUGAAGGAAUCAACCGGACCAAGGACCCGUCAAGGUGGAUGUCUUUCGAGUCGCGAAAAUCAGCCUUCUCGCUCAUGGAAGAUUGGUGUGGCUUCUCACCAAAUCAGACUCAGAUUCGGGCCCGAGAAGACACUAUGCGGCAGUCGCUUAUUGAUCAACAAUCGCUAGGAGAACGAGGAACCGUCACGGCAGCCAUGGAAAUUGAAAAGCGCAACUUGAGGACUACUGCCCUGAGCGCCAUGGCUGCUCUCUGUGGCGGACCUAUUUCCAUUACGACGGAGAGCGGUGUCAUACUUCAGUUCGACCCACGAAGACUCCUGACCUGGAUCGAGGCUAUUUUCAAUUCGGGAAGUGACAGGAUGAAUAUAACCGGCAGACGUGCCCUUCACAAUCUCAUCAUCCACAACAGCGAAUACCCGUACCUGCUCGAGCAUUGCAUAGCUAGGUGCUACCUUGCAGAAGUCCCCAAAGUGCUCGAGAGCUACUUCUCCGUGGUGUCUCAAGUACUCCUUGAGCAUGCCGAUUACCCGACUGCUUUUUGGAAAGUCUUGAGUCUUUGUCUCUUCACUUUAGGAAAUGACCAAAGUGAAAUUCGAUCAAGGUCAGCUCACGUACUCAGGGCUCUCGAUGAGCGCCAGCAGAUUGGCCGAAGGUCCAAGAUCCAAGACUUUGACAUCAGCAUCUCGGAUAAGACCAAAGCCGUCUAUAAACUCGCCCAGUUUGAGAUUUCGAAACGUUUGUCAAAGCAGCACACUGACCUGGCCUUCCACGUCUUCUCCGAGUUCACAUUAUACUUCAAGGACCUUCAGCCGGCCUCCCAACAAAACAUGGUUGCGGUAAUCUUGCCCUGGAUACAAGCUAUUGCACUUACACUUGACCCUAACGGCGGACCUACCGCGCCCUCCUAUGUUUUGCUCGCCAACCUAGUCGAAAUCACGAUCAAGGCGAGCGGUACCCUGCACAACGAAGUCCAAGCUCUUUGGCAAGCUCUCGUCACUGGCCCCCAUCCAUUGAACGUGAGAAUAGUGAUGGACUUCAUCAUCUCCCUAUGUCUCGAACGCCGCGAACAGAAUUUCGUCGAGUACGCUAAGCAGAUUGUCGUCUUCUUAUCCAGCACUCCUGGUAUGAAGGUGAUUGACUUCUUGAUGGUGCAGAUCACUCCAAAGGCCAUGGUGCCGAAUGAAAAACAGGUUCUUCCCGCGCCGCCCGACGUUAGUAACCUGCCUUACUGUGCCGAUCUAACGGAAGCACUCCCCAUCGGGACCAAGCAAGCCGGCUUUUCUCUUGGACAACUAUCGUUGAUCCUCCUUGUGGAUUUGAUGGUGUCGCCUGUACAUCUGUCUUCCGACCACUUGCCUGUGCUCCUCCAAGUGGUGACGGUCCUAUGGGAUCACUAUACUCCGCUCGUGCAGGAACAGGCGCGAGAGAUGCUUAUCCACCUGAUCCACGAACUCGUGAUCUCCAAGCUAGCGGAUCAAACCCCAGCAACCGCGAAGAAGUCAAUUGAGGAUUUGAUAGACUCGAUCCGUCGGCACGAUCGGGCGGUAGUGUGGAGCUAUGAGGACAGUAAUGGAAAAGCCGAUGAUCGCGAGAACCACGUACCACCCAGCAUGGAGAACCUCACUACAGAGGUCGUCAAAACCUUUGAGCUCACCUUUCCCGCCGAUGCUGGGGGCAUGCUUGUUCGGCUCUCCAACACUAUAGCGGAUGAAGACCCCGAGAUUCAGACUUUCUCCAUGGAGAUCCUGACGACCCUCAAAACGCUCAUUGUCAAGCUCGACGCCGACAAGCUAGCAACAUUCCCACAGCUGUUCUGGACAACUUGUGCCUGCCUCGAAUCCAUCAAUGAGCUCGAGUUCCUCGAGGCCGUGGAGAUGCUCAAUGAAUACCUUGCCAAGCUUGACUUUAGGUCUGAUGGCGUGCGACUUAGGCUCAUGGAGGGUCAGCCUUCCCGAUGGGACGGUUCGUUUGACGGCCUCCAGCCGCUCCUGCACAAGGGUAUGAGGUCGUCGCUUUGCAUGGAGCCAACGUUGCGGACAAUCGAUAAACUGGCGCCUCUGCCGAGCGAUAGCCUCGUGGGCGAUGACUCGCGCGUUUUCUUCGCCAUCCUUUCUCAUCUUCCCGGCUUCCUACACGCGCUUGAUCUUAAUCGGCAGGACGAGGAGACUUUGCGGUCUGCGCGCAUACUCGCGGAAGCGGCGGAGUGCGAGGGAUACUCCAGUGUUUCCCACGUGCUAAACGAAUACGUGGGGUCCAGGUACCGAUCAAGCAAAGAGCUCCUCGGUCAUAUGCUCAGCGCGCUCAAGGAUUAUUUCCUUCCGCGGCUCGACUUCGAAAUGGUUACCUUCUGCAUGGGGCUCCUUACCAACUCGACUUCAUGGGUUAAGAUCAAGACGAUGCAGAUUCUCUGCGUCGUUAUCCCCGAGAUGGACAUGCGCAAGCCUGAACUUGCGGGCCAUGGGUCGGAUCUGAUUUCCCCCUUGCUCCGGCUACUCCAAACGGAGUUCUGCAUGGAGGCCCUAGAGGUUCUAGAUAACAUAAUGACCAUGUCGGGAAGCUCCAUGGAUAAGCACCAUCUUCGAAUGAGCAUGACGCGGGCCACUUCGAAAGCUAUCCGAAAGGAGUACGAGCGCACGCAAAGCCUUUCGGUGCGAGAGUUCAGGAGGGGCUACGGCCGAGCCCUCCCCACCCCCGAGGUCGAAUUCCAUUCGGACGACUUCGAUUACGGCUACUUGCCUCCAAACGAUCGGACCGAAACCAUGAUGUCAGACGACCUUCGCGCCGAGAGCACCAUGGGCGAUCUGGUCAGCAAACUCGACAGUCUCGACGACUUCUUUGACGAUCUAUCGCAAAGCGCACCCAGCGAGGGCCGUUCCUCAAGAACAAUCACCGAGUACGACCCCGACCUCUCGCAGUCCAGUGUUCAAGUCUACGACGAUCAAAUUGUGCCCAUUCUUCACCAGGCCUCCAACAACCCCUCGUUCCAAAACGGAUUCGCCGAACGGGCUCCAGCCAUGUCCCGCGAGGCCAGCAGCAACACCAUGAACCCCGGCGCAUUUAUCGCUUCAUCAGCCAGUCACCGACAGGGUCUGCCGUCCAGAGCGGGACUUUCCCCAUCCACGCCGUCUCAAGCUCAAAUAUUUCCAGGAGACCUCACCUCAGACGAUGAGUUCAACGAAGAUGUUUUGUCCGACGCAGACGAUGAGCAGCCUGGGAUGCCCGGGGAUGAAAGCUCCUUCUUCCUCGAAAACAUGAUCCGGCCUUUUGCGCAAUCAUCGAGGCCCACGGCGCGGAGGCUUACGGGGGAGAACCCGAGAUUUGGACCGGUUCAGAAUGGAACGGUCAGGACCUUCCCAGCCCAUACCCAAGCUACCGUCUAG